AUGAAAAUAAUAAUAUUAAUCACAUUUUUGUUAUAUUUAACAAAUCUAACAAUCUCACAAAAGGCUGGUAAAUUGAGUCCAGAAGUUCACCCACCUAUUACUUGGCAACAAUGUGAUGCCAAUGGACAAUGUAAUACAGUACAGGGAGAGAUUGUAAUCGAUGCUAAUUGGCGAUGGGUUCAUUCCGACCAAGGUACCAACUGCUACACUGGCAACACAUGGAAUCCAACCAUUUGCCCCGACGACAUAUCGUGUGCCCAAAACUGUUCCCUGGAAGGUGCCAACUAUGAGAGUGUCUAUGGUGUCACCACCAACCAAGAUUCUGUCCGUCUCGACUUUAUCACCCAGAGUCAAGGCAAGAACAUCGGGUCACGUCUCUUCCUCAUGGCCAAUGAAACCAACUACCAACUAUUCCAACUACUCAACCAAGAGUUUAGCUUUGAUGUCGAUGUCAGCAAGUUGGAUUGUGGUCUAAACGGUGCUCUCUAUCUCGUCUCUAUGGACCAAGAUGGAGGUAUGACUCGUUUCCCCUCCAACUCUGCCGGUGCCAAAUAUGGUACUGGUUAUUGUGAUGCUCAAUGUCCAAGAGACCUUAAAUUCAUUUCUGGUCAAGCAAAUAGUGAAGGAUGGGUACCAUCACCAAAUAAUCCAAAUACUGGAGCUGGUAAACAUGGUAGUUGUUGUGCAGAGAUGGAUUUAUGGGAAGCCAACAAUAUGGCCAAUGCUUUGACACCACAUCCAUGUGACACAUCGAGCCAGAGCAUGUGUGAGGAAGAUGACUGUGGAGGUAGUGCAUCAUCCAACAGAUAUGCAUCGAUUUGUGAUCCAGAUGGUUGUGAUUUCAAUCCAUACCGUAUGGGUAACAAGACAUUCUUUGGUCCAGGUCUAGAUGUAGACACCAAAUCUGUUUUCACAGUCGUCACUCAGUUUGUUACAGAUGAUGGUACCGAGACGGGAACACUAUCGGCAAUCAAGAGAUUGUAUGUCCAAAAUGGUCAAGUUAUCAGUCAAUCGGUAUCAACCAUUCCAGGUGUCACUGGCAACGAGAUUACAACUGACUUUUGUACCACCCAAAAGGAUGUGUUUGGUGACCCAGACUCUUUCUCCAAGCACGGUGGUCUUGCAGGCAUGGGCAAAGCACUCAAGCAAGGUAUGGUUCUCGUACUUUCUCUUUGGGAUGACUAUUUCUCUGACAUGUUGUGGCUUGAUAGUUCGUUCCCCGUCACUGCCUCUAUCGACAAACCAGGUGUUUCUCGUGGCCCUUGUUCAACCACUUCUGGUGUCCCAACAACCGUUGAAUCCACCGAUGCAGAUGCCUAUGUCAUCUAUUCAAAUAUUAAAGUUGGUCCAAUUAAUUCUACUUUUAAGAACAAAUCAACAAAGUAA
Cavenderia fasciculata is the source of this 1386-nucleotide messenger RNA. RefSeq names its product glycoside hydrolase family 7 protein. NCBI's taxonomy places the organism in Eukaryota, Evosea, Eumycetozoa, Acytosteliales, Cavenderiaceae. Gene Ontology annotation, biological process: carbohydrate metabolic process. The transcript has 2 exons. Gene Ontology annotation, molecular function: hydrolase activity, hydrolyzing O-glycosyl compounds. The record is from RefSeq and is a predicted model, not a curated record. The coding region runs from base 1 to 1386 and encodes 461 amino acids.